This is a messenger RNA of Anopheles merus, 12601 nucleotides long. RefSeq lists its product as uncharacterized. Gene Ontology annotation, cellular component: external side of plasma membrane; signaling receptor complex. Gene Ontology annotation, molecular function: signaling receptor activity. Lineage: Eukaryota; Metazoa; Arthropoda; Insecta; Diptera; Culicidae. The coding region runs from base 2504 to 5677 and encodes 1057 amino acids. Gene Ontology annotation, biological process: nervous system development. The record is from RefSeq and is a predicted model, not a curated record. The transcript is spliced from 16 exons.
UUCGGUCGGUCGUGCACAAGAAAUCUGGCGUUCUGUGGUUCUGUGGUUCGCUGCACGUUUCGAAAGUCGCUUCGUUCGCGCGCGCUCUCGCUUCGUUCUGCCAGCGUGGCACUAACAACGCACUUACGCGGUCGGAUCGUGGAACAGUACGAUCAAGGUUCGAAUUUUAAAGUUUGCAUUUUUUUUAAAUAUACGCACGCACGCACGCAGGCUUCCACCAUCAGCAGGCUACAGGGCGUCAGCAAAUGGACACCGUUUAAUAAUACAGUGUGGCAAUAUGCUCACCGGGCCGGUCAACAUGUGGCAGCUGCUGCCGGAAACGUAAUCGGAAAGUCAAUGUUCAACGCCCAUCCUCAUGCCCACAUGCACCCUGCGUUUGCAGGGACGCUACUGAAGCUGGAGGGAUAGUGACUGCAUCUUCGGUUCGUUUUGUUGUGAUGCAGCUUUGCAGCAUCAAGCGCUUUGCCAAGGAUAACUCGCUCGAGUGCAUCGAAUGGUUUGUGGUUUAGUGUUGGCGUGAAGGAAAGUGAAAAUUGAAUGUGAUUAUGUGAAAGCAAUUUUAUGAAUUUAGCCGAGUGUUGAAAGUUAGUUGAAACGGGCAAGGUUUGGCUAUCAUCCCGUGCAGUGCGUAUGAGUGUGCGAUAUGAUGCGCGAAGCGUUGGUAUGGCGUGUUUUAAAGUAAUUAUUUUACCACUUUUUAUACAGCUCCCGCGGGCAUGUACAGCUUUCAAACAUUUUAAAUAAAAGCCAAAUUAAUAGCAGCUUUAUCCAAGACAAGGGCGCAGUUUGUGCGGUGUUUUGUUGGUGUAAAUAAUGCCACAGUUGUUGCAGUGAAAAUUGUACACCGUUGCGUCCACGUGUGCGUGUUGCGAUUUCGAGUGUUUCGUUAUUCGGUGUUCCGUUGCAAAGUGUCCCAAGUAAAACACAAUAUCCCGCGUGUCCGCGAUGCGUGCGUGCAAAUGUGCGUGAGUGGUGGAAAAUUGCGACAAAUCGUUUCGUAGUGUGCGGUGGGGCGCGAUAGGCUUAGUUCGUUUUUCGGGUCGCGAAAGUUUCCGUUUAUUUCCGGUACACUCGCGUCGGUAUGUGAAGUUUUGGAGGAUUUCGUAAAGCUAUUAUACCGCUCGCAUUACUGUACGUCGGCAAAGGAAGUGACAAAACCAGUGUUACCGUGGGGUUUUUAAACGACUCUUGGCAGCAGCAUCAGCUCCCCGGUGCUUCCUGUGCUCUCCCGUAUCCGAUGGGAAUUAAUUUAAAAUUCAUGCCACCAGCAACCGGAGCCUCAAAGGACGACCUCGUGCGCCCGGUGGUGUCGUGGUGUCGUCGAGGUGUUAAUGAGCUGCGGCAGGGUGCGUUCCCUGCGCCACACCGGGAAACACACGCACAAACAGCAACCGUUUUAGGCACAUCCGCGGAACUGGAAUGUAGCAUGUAGACGGCAGAUCGCAUCAAUAUAACCAAACCCCAACACAACACAAAAGUCUGAGCAAAAGCUAGUGACGUAACCGAAACAUAUCAAUUGCUGUGAAGCAACGCAUCUUGCAUCAAAUCAUAUCAUUACGUAGCAACAUAUCGUGAUCCGCGUGUCGGGAGUGUAAGGUUUAAGUGGUUCCGUGUAAAGGCUAUUGCAUCCGUGUGUUAGCAUCGACGGAAACAAGUGAGUCGUCCCGAUACCUUCCCCUACGCAGUCGAAUACGACGGCACCAUUGCCGGAAACAGUCAGCCAACGGAAGAGAGCCCCUUUUUGAGAGUGAUGUUAAAACAAAGGUAAACUUCACGGUGCCCACCGACGCAAAGUGUAUCCGCAAGGGGCACUGUGUCAGACCGAAGCAGCCCCUUCAAAGAUCAAUGCGCUGAGGGCGCUCGUGAAUGACGGCUGAAGUGCGACGCACUUGUACGGCGGAGUGGUACAGGUUUUGAAGUCCACAUUGUGAUUGUUUUGUAGUGAGUGUUUCGAGUGUUUCAUAUGUGUGUAUGUGUUUUUGUGUGUGUGAGGCCGGAAGCUUUUUGUAAAGCUGCAGCUAUUUGAAGAGCGGUGCCAAGUGAGGAUAGCCAACUUCAAGGUGAAUGUAGCCCGUCGAGUGCGAUACUUUUGAUUUUGCUGCUCAAUCGAUCAUCCUUUGCGGAAAUUGGCUCUGUAACGCUGAUCUGCUAGGUGGCGAAGCACUGCAAGCCCCGAGGAAGGCGACCGCGAACCUCAAAUAAGAAAGGACGCAAAAAGGGGGUUUCCAGUGCGAGUGACGGCUGCAGUGGAGACGGGGCGGGAGAAAUUAAUUUCACAUUCAGUCGGCCCCUCUCUCAUUUACGCUUCACCGACACGGCCGACAGCCAGACGGUUACUGCAGACGAAGAUAUUGUGGCUCUAUACGCGCUAUAUAAACACGGACGGAGGACGAUAAACAGAUACAAAAAAACAACAACAAAAACACUCCAUCUCCAAGGAUAACGCCUUUCACGACGCCGGCACACGAGCACGGCGCACAAACAGUAACGAAAACAUAUCAUCAUGUUAGUGACACUGCUGAGAAUUUUCCUCAUCGUUUCCAUUCUCGGAUCGAAUAUUAAGACUGCAAUAGCUAUUUUAAAUUGUAUAUUAGCACGACAGCUGUGCUUCGAGGACCCAUCAUGCUCAGCAAUUCUCGAGAUUAUACCGCGCGUCUGUGGCCCAGUACCGGUUGCCUGCAGCACCGUUACCGUAACGAAAUGUCAGGCCGCCCUCCGGACGCUGCAGGCGUUUCCCUUUUUCCGGCCCACCUGCCUGUGCAAGGAGCCGGGCAUCGAUCCGGACUGUAAUUAUUUUCGGGACUUCCUGUUCGAUCAUCCCUGCGGUUUCGUCUCGAAGAAAGAAAAAGAUCCUUACCCGGUGGAUGCAUUACCGACGUGCAAUCAUGCACUAUCCGUGUGUCAGCAGGAGCGAAAGUGUAUAAAAUUGUUCGAAGAUUUUAAGCUUCACUGUAAAGUGCGGGAAAACAAGUGCCGCAUGGAAGAUAGGGAUUUGUGCUACGAGGCGUGGACUAAUCUGCGAUUAUCGCCGAUGUUCGGCUGCAUCUGCCCGAAUAAUCACAUGAAGCGCAGAUGUGAUAAAAUAUUUAGCGUUGUUAACCAUAAUCCUUGCGUCGAUGUGCUUCCCUCCGCACUAGACAUAUCUUCCGGCACUGCCACCAACUCCAUCUAUCCGAACUUCUUUCCCUCCGAUAUCAUUGAAGAUCCGCCACCCACCAGCACGUAUCCGUACUUUCUGUUUCCCUCCAAGAAGUAUCCACCGUCGGCAUUUGGAUCCGCCAUUUACCACGCCACCGUCGACUACAUUAACCUUCCCGAUGGGCCGGGCACGGGCACGACCAACGGCUCCAGCCCGGACACAGAUCAAUCCUUCUCCUCCUCCUCCUCCUCUUCCUCCUCCCCUGGCCACCCACGGCAGCACUCGGGAACCGAGCACAGCUAUCGCACUAGAUACGAGCACAAUUUUGACACCAGCAUGCACCACACCAAGCACCAAAGUCCCACUCACAGUAGCGGUAAUAAUGCACCGAUCGCACCGCCCUGGCCCGAUCAGCACCAGCACCAGCAGCAGCCACAUCAGCACCCGUACUGGCACGGUGGCGAGAACGGUACCGCCGACACUGCCGGUCACGUUGGUACGGGACGAUGGGACAGCAUGUCGGUCCCAUCUGACCUCCAGCAGCAGCCGGAGACUGUCGGAUCGGACGACAUAGAGGAAAAGGAGGCGGAAAUGAGUUUUAUUCACUUCCAAAGUACCUGCCAUCUGGCGCUCGACUCGUGUCGCGACGAUCAGGUCUGCUCGUCCGCCCUGAAGACAGUGCUGAUGCACUGCGAUCAGCAUCGGUGCAAUCGGAAUGCCUGCAUGGAGUCGCUGCAAAGCUUCUACAAAAGCAUCCACGACGAUCUCAGCCUAGACAUUGCCUUCUGCCUGUGCAGAAAAACGCCCAACCGGCACGACAGCUGCAUGAUCGCGCAGGAAAAGCUGCAUCCCGUGUGCGCCCAGCGACCGCCGGAAAGCCUCAGCCAGCAGCAGUCUUCAUCGACCGGUAACGGCAUCGCGUACAAUGCGCCGCCAGCGUGCCACGCGGUCGCGGAGCUAUGCCGCGAGGAUGAAGACUGCCGCGCCCGGCUGGAGGUGUUCGAGCAGUCCUGUGCGGUGGACAGUGUGACCAAGAAGUGUGCCGGAAAGACAAGCGCUUGCAGGCAGGCUAUGCUUGGCAUUCUGGGCACACCGCUCAGGACGACCUGCGCCUGCCAGGGCUCGGACAUGCAGCAGCUGUACGACUGUCUAGGCUGGCAGCGGCUGCUCUGGCUCAACCCCUGUGUCGUCGAGUCGCAGAAAGAUUUUCACCUGAAGCGGCUGGCCGAGCUUGGGCUGCUGACAACUACGACGACAAUGGCAACUACCACCACAACCAUGACUACAACUACCACCAUGCGAAGCACCCGUAUCACCCAUCCACCAACGCUUCCUCCAACCAAACCAAAGCCAGUGUAUCGACCAAAGCCUACGGAAAUGCACACGAUCGAGACGAACUACGUCGAAACACCUGACACGCGUCCGGAAACGUUGGUACAUAACCAAAAUGGGCUAAUCGAGCGAACGGAUCUCGAUCGGGGCCAUCCACCGCCGCAGCCGGACGAGUACGAUCGAUCAACAGGCACACGGCACCAGCCGGUCGAUAGCGACAGUGAGGAUGAUGAUAUGGUGGGACGCUACGACAAGGGCAUCUAUCAGCGGCCCGACGAACAGGUGCUUCACGUGGCCAGUACGGAGGUGCAGGAGCUGGAAACAUUUCCACCCACCACCGUUACAACAACCACAACCGAACCGACAACAACGCCGGUUCCAAUCAGAUACUGCGUGGUGCAAAGAUCUCACCAGCCCGAUCAACUGAUCGCGGAAGGGAAAAGUCGUCGGCUCUACAUUCUCGAUGAUGCCGAAUGUAGCGAGCUUUGUACGUGCGGCGGCGGUGACUCGCUCGCCCUAACCUGUCAUGCGCUGUGCGUUCCACUAGCUCCCUGCCGGACGGCCCUGGCGUACUACAGCCAUGCCGCUCCGGCAUACCAAGCGUUCCGUGGCCGAUGCCUCUGCUAUUCUGGACGGUUCAUCUGCAUGAGGCCACCUCCGGGAGAGUACCAGCUUCCGGGUGGCAUCUUUCUUUUACUAGGUUAUAGUUCAACCGACGAAGCACUGUUAAGACCGCACACUAACUUAGGAGUACAGGACGCCGUACGUGCCCUACAGCAAUACGUCCUGCAGCAUAUCGAUAAUUCGACCCACUGUACAUUAACACUGUUCAACAUCACCGAAGAGAACAUCAUUCUUUCGAUCAGGCUACCGCUCGAUCCCAAGCUCACACCGAUGCAGUUGUUAAAGAUGGAGAAGGACCAGUGCACCAGGAUACUGGAAACGAUCAGCCACCAGAUCAACACACAGUACGUCGAGCUGUCCGCCCAUCGUUUGCUCAGCAUCUUCAAGAUGGCGGAGGUACAGAUCGUAUGGCCCGAGGUCAGUUACGCCCGGCGAAAUACCACACCCCCGCCGGUGGUUAGCUUGAUCGCGGCCCUAGUGACGGUGCUGCUUACCGUCUGCGGCACGCUACUCCCACCCUUGGUCCGGUGGAACCAGCGGAACCAUCAACGAAGGAUAGCAGCAUCCCCAUCAGUUACGUGACGAUCGACAAUACCGACCUAAAGUGGGAAGGAAGGAAGCGUAGGGCACACGCACAAAGCCUCUCAUCCCUUUGUCCACUGUCCUCAUAUUGACGGUGUGAAAAGCAAUGGGGUCCGAGUACGACAACCGUGCGACAAGUACGCGAAAAGCUAGUAGGACUGUGUUAGUUGUAAUAUAGUAGGAUACUUUCGCCCCAUGACGGUUAUUUAGUGUACGAUUUUAAGUUACAGCACCCAUCCGAUCGGAUGAUGCGUGAUUGAACGGACAUCGUUUUACUCAACCUCAUUAUCAAUGCCAUUCAACACACACCCACACACCCUCACCAACACACGCUCCCGAAGGUGCUAAUACUCAUGCUUUCACUAUGGCUUCGAUUACUAUUACCACUAUUACUACUACCACUAAUACUAUACUGCUACUACUGUUAACAAACUACACAUACUCUUAUCACCCUCAUCCCACGUUGCUAUCUCGUUUUUAUGGUUAUCAUUAUCUUCUAGAAGAAAUAAAAAGAAACCCCCAAAGAAGUACUACCUACUACUUCGCUCUACCACACACCAGUGUCACCAUACUGACACCGACUGACGUGAUCGUGCUAUUGUUGUAGAUGAUUCCUUGCUCAGUUCUUUCGUACCGACCGAGUUCUACUGUGCAAAGUGCGAAAUCAAGAUGGCGUGAGAUUGAAACAUUUCAAUCUUCUUGUCAUACAAACUCGGGUUAGUGUGUGUGUGUAUGUGUGAGAGUGUGAGCAUGAAAAAAAUAAGUAACCAGCCCAGUAGCUGGUGCGAUCGAGAGUGAUCCGUUGUGUGCAUUGGUACGUUGUUUGGUGAGCGUGAACGGGUGCACUACUAUCGGGUGGCUGAAUGGACGAGCUUAAAGUGCUUUAAUUUUAGUUGGAAAAUUCCUUUCACCAGUGAAACUGAAGCACAAACUAGCACUGGAUGCCGAUUAGUACAUGUCGAUCGUCGUUAGCUCAUGUGUGUUUGUAAGUGUGUGUGUGUGUGCUUGUAUAUUUGUGCUUUAUGGAAGAAAUAUAAGUUGUGUGGGAAGACCCAGUGAUUUGAAGGUAGGAAAUGAUCGGUUUUAUGUUGGAGUUUUAUUUAUUCUUCUUCUUUUUCUUUGGUACAACAACCCCUAUCGGUCAAGGCCUGCCUGUACCCACUAGUGAAGUGGGCUUGGCUUUCAGUGACUUAUUGUUACCAUAGCAGGAUAGUCAGUCAUACGUAUGAGGGCACGAUCUAUUUGGGACUUUAACCCAUAACGGACAUGUUGUUACGUCGUACAAGUUGACGACUGUACCACCAGACCGGCCCAAAGCAUUAUUAAAUCAUGCAAAAUAAAGAAAUACUUCCAAAUUUUUCAAAUCACGAUGAUUCAAACUACGAUUCGUAUGCUUUGUUGAAAGGAUAUGUGUGGAUAUUUUUUAAAAUAUAUUUUAAGCAUUUUUUCAUUUAUGAAACACUUCUUGUUUCAUCAUUCUAUAAUAUACAAUCAUCGAACUGUCAACCAUUUUUGUACAAUUUGAUUAAAACGGAAGCCUUUAUUCGAUUAACGUACCCUACAAAUACUUUAUAGCACUUUGAUUUCACCCAAACGCAUCGUAAUCCAACUAAAGGUAAAAUGAUUUUCACGAAUUCUUUUACGGUUUUAUUCGAAGUUGCAUAUUCUGGUACUUUAAUACUUGUGGCACUUUUUUCCAUCUUUGCAUUGCCAUUGCUUUUGAAAAUUACUCUUUGCAAAAUACAUUUCAACCUCAGCAUUAAAUCUGGCACCGUCGUCCGGUGCAUUCUCGACAAACAAAUCUAUCCCUCAACCCCGAUGCACAAACCUGCCCAAAACUAAGCGGGCAUAGAAUUGUCCUGUGCUACAGGGCGAACACGCGAAACCGGCAGCACCCAAAACCGGCAAGCAAAUCGCUCUGCAUUCAUCGAAUCAUUUACCCGUGAGACCUCCCUGCAUCCAAACUCACGCCACCGGAAUGAGCGAUAGUGUAGCAAUGGCAAGCACAUUGCGCUCAGUCCAAUAGCAAGCGCGCAAGCGAGCGUGUCGGGCUCGGUGGGAUUCAUCAGUGGCGCUACGCCAUUUAUUGUCAUCCUGUUUCAGCAGGGAAAGGCUUUUUUUUUCGAUCCAACUCAGCCCUGCCUAAACCAUUGCCUCGAAAGUUGCGUUUUAUUUCAGAACAACGGAGUAGCAAAAAAAAGGAAUUCAUCAGUCGGAAAUGUGGGCCAACACACAGAGGGUGUACGAGGCGGGAUGGCGAAAUGGUCCAUAUCAUCGCCACGCUUCUAUGGUUCAGUCUGCGUCUGUCUAAUGUAAAGAUGAAAAGAAGCGCACGGUACAAACUAAAACAACAGCCCAUCCUCCCAAAGACCACACUAUCAGUGCCAGGGUGUACAAUGUGUGUGUGUGUUUGUGUGUGCUUCUGUGGUUGCAAGCACGGUCAGAAAUAGCGUAGGGGAAUUACAAAAAAAGAAACAAGAACAGCUUUGCUUCGAUCCUAUCAAGCUCUCUAACCUUUUACCACUGGCCGGAGUAAACAGUGGCCACUCCGCAGCACACGCUGUGAACGGGGCAGAAAAUAAAUCACCGAAACUCACCGAAAAGAAUCGAUAAUUUGAGAAUUGGACAUCCGUUGAUAAUGGCCAUUAUUCAUACGCGGCUGCUGGAGCGGUUCGGCACACCCAACCGUUGUUGGGAAUGUAACAACGCGCACCAACGCGAAUGUGUUUGAGAAAGGAUUUUCGAUGGAGGCGUACCAACGCUAGCUUGUGCGAGUGUGGUUCUGUUCUAGCCUACUCUACCCCUUUGUGGAGCUCAUAGGACCAUGCACCGUGAGCUAGGUUUGCCACAUUUAAAAAACUGAUCCAACAAAAAAUGUGUAAACUUGCAGAGCAGAGUGUUCUGGAAAGCUCGUCGGUUCCAUCCAACCGAUGAAUAUGGAGCAUUUGGUUCGAUUUGCACUUCGACACCGUGCUUAGUCUGCCACUUCCAGUGCUCGACCAACCAUGAUCUUUACACGAGAGGGAUCGAAAAAAAAAUCGACAAACACUCACACACAUGCUGUGCUCGUGCUUCAAAAACGGAUUUUAUAGUCCCUUGUUCGACACGCUGUCUGGGCGGCUUGGUGGGUGAUUGGAUUGGAUGCUUUCUCCGCUCCAGUCCCGUACCGACACCGAAUUGGAUUCGAGUGGGGUAUCACUGUUACACGUCUGUGUAAGGUACCGAUCUCCCGGGAAAGCUUGUUGAAUGUGUGUGAAUGUGUGUACAGUGACAGCAGCGGUAGUAUUAUAGCAAGCGAUGCUCUGACAUUUAACUUGCGUGCUUUGUUGUUCUUAGCUCGACCCUUGCUGUGGUCCGGGUUUUAAAGACACGGUAACAAGAUCAACACCGUUCGUCGAUGACCUUUUUUCUUACUCUCUGUCGAAGAUUUGGGUUCACAGAGGACGAGUUGAACUGUAACGUAUGCUGCGAACGCAACCAGCAAAUGGUACGGUGGCAUUUUUGACAUCGUUUUCGGCCCACGUGAAUUUUUAACGAUCCCCUGUAGGGUCAUUAAUAAUGCAGAGCGUAAGAUUGUUACUGUGUUUUGUUUAGUAUACACUGUUUUUCUUUAGUUUGCUUUAAGCGAGAAUUAAUUCAUAUGAUAGGCUUACGCAGAAGGCGUCGUCCACUGUAUGCACCUCACUGAAAUCUGCCCAUUUGUCCUCUAACGAUCUGAUUUCGUCUUUUUUCUCAGAUUUUUAUAUGUUCGCUUUAAUUUCACAUUCUUUUUUUUUCAUAAUGUUUGUUUUUUUUUUCUACGAUGUACUUACAGAACCAAGAUACCUUCCUUCAUAUUGCUUGUUAUCUUUUAGCUUAUAGUAAAGCGAGGUUAUUUAUCGAAAAAAAAAACAAAAAUGCUGAAAAGAAUGAACCAAAUGCAAUGUUUACACAUAUCGUUAGCAAAAGCCAGAAGGAUUGAUAGAAUCCAGCAGAAAUAUGUAUAGCAUAAGGUGUACACAUUAGCUCCCGUUUUGUAGCAGUAGUGACAAAAAACAAGGCCAUGUCCAACCAGUGUUUCGUAGGUAGCGGAUAAGGUAGAGCAACAGGCGACUGGCCAUUUCAUUUUCCACCGGUGCGCUCUAGUUUGCUUUUGUCGAUCCUUUGUGUACGGAAGUUUAAUCCUUACUUUCUCUGCGACACUACAACAAAACGCUUAUCAGGACCCAUUCAUGUGCUUUGACUGCGAGUGUGUGUGUGUGUGAGGAAAGAGUAUGAAAGCGAACAAAUGUGUGUGGAAAAGUGUGCUCGAAUGCGUGCGAGGAAGUUAGUGGUUGCGUGUGUUGGGGUAGGUACGGGCAACAUAAUUUAGCUGGUAUAAUAAUAAUAAUAGCGAACGACCGUGAAGCGCGUUGGUAUGAAAUUGAGAAAUUAAAACUAUUCAACUCUUGCACUAAUGAUAUCGGCAGUGCGUGAAAUGAAACAAAUGUAUGAUCUUACAGUCGUAUGUUUGUAAAAAUGUCUUCCUUAACAAAACAGAAUAACAAUUCGAACACACAAACACUCAGUAACACUCUGAACACGAGCAUACACACACAUAUUCGAAUCUGGUACACACUGCAACAUCGUAUACACUGCGAAGAAAUCAAAAUACUCUCACACUCACUCACACACAAAACACACAACGGUUAUUUUGAGAAAACUGCACUCAAAAAGUAAAUUUAGAAAAUCCACUUUCAAACACUACUCAUCACAUUGAAACAUACUCAUACACAACACAAAAAGCGAAACACUAGAACAAUAUGAAUUGACUAAUUAAGAAAGUAUAAGAUUAAUAAAACCAAUGUUUGCCGCUUUACUGUAAAAUGCAACUUUGUAAAACAAUGUGACGUUACACUAUAGAAAAAAAAAACAAAUGUUUAAAAAUAAACAUGUGCGAUGGUAGGUGCAAAACAUGGCCACGUGGUGUGGCCGGUGUGAGGAACGUGCACUAGAUUACAGCAGGGAUCUUAGGGUCCCUCCAAUCGAAGAGCACCUUCAGCUGUAACGAAGGAUUGCACAGUAGAGAUAAAUAGUAUCUGUAUCAGUACUCGAAGAAGCUGUGAGCUAUCUGUCUGUUAGGCAAGUGGAACCCUGAAAGCGGAAUAUCCAAACUAGUGAAGUAAACCAAAAAACAUUAACAAAACCUAGAACAUACGCAGCGAGAGAGUGUAGCGAGAUGGCAAAAACAUACAAACAAACAAACAAACAAACAAAUGUUUCUGAACAAUAUCACUUACCCUAGGUGACGAUGUUAGCAAUAAAAGACACACAAAAACAAACAAACAGUCAUGCCGCGGUAUCAAUGCGCUAAACUAAAACAACCCAAAAUGUAGUACCAUCCAAACAACGGAAGCGGAGGAAAAGGCCUCCGAGGUUUGCGGUGCGGGAAGCUCUGAGAGCCGUUCGCCACGCUCUCGGCAGCAAGCGAGCGUCGCGCGAAUGUACGAAGGUAACUGGUAUGUGCAUGUUCUUUUGACAUUUUAGACACUUUGGAAGCUUGCGUUUUGAGUGAACAUUUUAGGUUUAAGAGCCGUUGGUUAUGAUUCCUGAACGAUCCGGUUAUGAACGCAUGGCUGAAGAUUCGAGCCGCGUUAGCGUAAAGGAAAACAACUGAAAACGAUGGGUGUUUUGUUUGAAUGUAAGAAUACGCAAAGAGAAUAAUAAUGCAUACCACUAAGCAAAACAAACUCACAUAUCAUACAGCUCAUUUACACAUACAAAACAUUCGCAAGUUUUCAGAACAUAAGUCGUAAAAGACAAGCCCCAACAAAUCACCCACACAAAAAUACCACGUUCAUACCUUCACAAAUAAAACAACUAGAAACGGAGCACUGUAAUCGAAUAUGACACACCAAUCAUCCUUACCAGUCGUUGAACCACACAUACACACACACACAUAUCAUACGCAAAUACACUGAGCCAGUUGCACUGAGGAUUCAUAAAAGCAAAUCUAGAAAACAUUGUUUAUCACAAGAACAGUUUUUAUCAAAAGAAGCAGCUCCCUUCCCAAUGGCAGUGCUUUAUUUGUUACGGACCGGUUAUUGUUGUGGGGUGAAUGGUUGUUGCUGUUUUCAGUCCUAUUUUUAUCAUGCACGCUUUAUGGGCGCUUGUUUAGGUUAAAUUUUAGCAAAUUUUAAAUAGAAAAUCCGUCACAUUCUAGACCAAUGCUCAUUCACAGGAUAGGAAAGACGUGCAAGGCCUGAGAAAAACCAAAUAAGAAAAGCAAAAACUGUUUUGAAUGACAAUUGUUUAUGUACGUCGAAUGAAUACAGUAAUCUUUUAACGACUUUACGAGACCCGCCCAGCCAAUUUGCCGAGAGAAUCGAAAACUGAAAAAGUUGAACAAAUACACGAAUAUCAGUGCAACAUGUUGUGCUUCUUCGCGAACGGAUCGAAAGUACGAAUAGUGGCACCAAACCAAUGAUCACUCCUUUACCACUAGGAAAGAACAGUAACAAUACAAUACUGUUUUACAAGGUUUCCUGCAACUUUAUCAGCAUCAACGCCCUCCUGUUUCCUUUUCAUAAGAAAAACACGUUUUUAUGUUCGUAUUGUUAAAAUCAUCCGUGGGUUAUAAUAGGUUCAAAGGAUUGACACAAAUUUAAGAGCAAUGUCCAGCAUAAUGGCAAACAAAAACAUUACUGAUCCGAAAUGAAAAUGUUAGAAGCAAAGCGUGUAAAGAUAGUAAUUGAAAAGAAAAUGAAAGAAUCCCCUAACUAACCAAUAUUUCACCAAACAUCAGUUCAUAGGCUCGAGAUAUGGCGUGCGAGGCAACGAAAAAGAUUGGGGAAAACGGAUACUUAAAAAAAGCUAACAAAAAAAAAACUAGUCCAAUGUAAGCUCCCUGUAAGGACUGGAAAGCGUGGUGUGUGGAGAAUAAAACAAUCUAAAGACAAAACUGUA